Molecule: messenger RNA, 2229 nt
Organism: Portunus trituberculatus (swimming crab)
Lineage: Eukaryota; Metazoa; Arthropoda; Malacostraca; Decapoda; Portunidae
Product: glutamate receptor ionotropic, delta-2-like
Exons: 11
Coding region: 1-1839 (612 amino acids)
Cellular component (GO): membrane
Molecular function (GO): glutamate-gated receptor activity
Source: RefSeq, a predicted model, not a curated record
AUGACAUCCACACUCUUCAAAGUCUUAAAUGCAAGAAAACAAGGAUGGAUAUUAGCAGUAAUCACAGACUUCUUCAAACACCAGAGAUGGCCCACGUCUCUGCCACAAGCCUCGCGGGGCAUUGCAGUGUUUGAGGCAAACGGCGCUAACUUGACAGGGACACACCCGCCUCUUUCCGCAGUGUUUCGCGCCGCUCGAAAGCUGAGAGUUGCGUCACAGCGCGUGGUGGUGGCGGUGGUGAGCGAGGACUCCGCCUUCCUCGCAGCUUUCGCUGAAUGGUCAAUGAGGAGCCGCCUUCUGGUGUGGUCCACGAGGCUCCUUGUAUUAACUCGCCUCCAACUUACGCGCGUCCAACACCUUCAUAAAGCUUUAUCCUUCACCAACUCGCUGCUCCUCACGCCGCAUCACGGACGGGGAACACGAAACAGGCUGCGGGUGUCGGUGGUGUUGCCGUACAGCAAGGCGGGGAGCGAGCCGCUAGUCGUGGCCACCUGGACGGCUGACCGAGGCCUCACCCUCACCUCACAUCUCCCACUAUUUCCACAGAAGUUUGAUAAAUUCAUCAGGCGAGCUCAUGUGUCAGUAGCAAUGGAGCAGAGUCACCUGCACAAAGCUUUCAUGGAAGACGACCCCUCCUCGCCUGGCAAGCAACGCCUGGGCUUCAAAGGCUACAUAGUGACGGUUCUCGACUACCUGGUGAAAGGACUCAACAUCACGUACACCUUCAUACGACCUCCAGACGGCAAGUGGGGUAACCUGCAGGAGGACGGCACCGUGACGGGUAUGGUGGGGCAAGUGUUCAGACAGGAGGCUGACAUCGGUCUCGGGCCUUUCGCUCUUAACCCCAAGCGGACAGCAGUCAUUGAGUUCACGGUACCACUCUUGAUCGGGUCCUUCAAGGUUUUCGGAGGCAGGGAAAGUCCUCAAGUGGAUCCUUGGGGGUUCCUCUUCCCGCUGGCGCCUCUGGUAUGGGCGGCCACCAUGGCAGCCCUCGUGUUGGUGUCAGCGGCAGUGCUUCUCCACUAUGUGCGAUUCCACAAGAGGACAGACAAGCAGGAUAUAGUUCUUAAAACACUCACGAUCACUGGCAUACUAUUACAGCAAUGUGUGGAAUUCAGGCGUCACUUGGUUUGGUGGGAGCGUCUAGUGCUGGGGCUGUGGAUGCUGACGACGCUGGUGUUGGCCAAGAGCUACGCCGGCAACCUCAUGUCCCUGCUGGCAGUGAGACACGUGCCGCAGCCCUUCCAGAGUCUACGGGAUGUUCUGGACGCGUCGCAUGUCAUCAUGAUAUGGCAUAAGGGCAGCUCACCGGCACAAUACAUGAAGGAUGCCACAUCAGGAAUCUUUUACGAAGUUCAGAAGACAGAGAAAGAAGGACGCCUGCAGUUCCUCCCUAUCAUUGCAUAUCCGUCGGCUCUCAACGACGUCAAACAGGGAAGGAAAGUAAUCGUCGACUUCGAUCUGGUCACGACAUCCUAUAACAGCAAACAUUUCUCUGCAGCGGGGAGCUGUCCAUAUUACUUAGGGAGGGAAACUGCAGCCACACAGUCACUGGCAAUGAUCAGCCAGAAGGACAACCCAAUUCUUCUUUCUCUCAACAGAAGGAUUCUCAACAUGAAUGAGGCGGGUCUCUUCCAACUGUGGUUUCAAAAUGCAAGACCCAACGCCACCGCCUGCACCUCUUCCCCCACCAAGAUCACCAUCAGUGCCCCCUUCUCUCUCACCAACAUCUGGGCGAUGUUCGUGGUAUUGGUUGCUGGACAAGGCCUCGGCCUCCUCUUCCUGUGCCUGGAGGUGCUGCACGUCUGCACCUCUUUCCAUCUGGACCACAAUUUGUAAUGUUUGAAUAAUGGUGCUCCAACAACGAUGUCUGUCUUGUUAAGCGCGUUUUGGUUGUAUGAAGCUUAACUUUGUUUGAUUAGCAGGCCAACUGUAGAUUCUGUAGGCCCACAUAAAGUUAUUCAGUUUAUUGUUUUAUUUAUUGUCCAGCCGAGCGGUUUCACUGGUAGUUUUAGUAUUUCUUAACAACCCAGGUGUACAAGGAAAACUCAGUACAUAAAAGUUAGUAUAUUAUGUACAAAUUUACAAGUGCUGUCCACACGCCACAUACAAGUACAUACGGAAACGUGUUUUAAACUCGGGAAAAUGUUUGUAAUGUCAUUGAGUUCACAGAGUCACUAAGUUCUCGCAGCACACAGGUUAGACGCACACACACUUGACGCACCCCGC